This is a messenger RNA of Anopheles marshallii, 1023 nucleotides long. Its product is annotated as NADH-cytochrome b5 reductase-like. The coding region runs from base 1 to 1023 and encodes 340 amino acids. The record is from RefSeq and is a predicted model, not a curated record. The transcript has a single exon. Gene Ontology annotation, molecular function: oxidoreductase activity. Lineage: Eukaryota; Metazoa; Arthropoda; Insecta; Diptera; Culicidae.
AUGAGCGACGAAGAUCCGGUAUGUUGCGGUUCAGGCUGUACGAGCUGUGUACUGGAUGUGAAACCCACAAAGCAUACGUUUCCUGCCGAUGUUACGAACGUUUUCGAUCGAACGUACAAACAAUUCCUGUGUGAAACAAUUACUCAAGCUGCGGCGAAUGUAUUCCGGUUCCGAUUUCGUUAUGAUCCAAAGUUUGCUAACGACCGAGAGUGUCUGAUUGUACCUCCGGGAUGUCAUUUAAUGCUACGUACGCUUAGAACUUCAUGCCACAAUUGGGGCCUGGGUGCUGGAAAUAAUCUGUUACAAGCCUGGCGUGAAAAGAAUUCCGUGCAGAUCGACAAAGAAUGCAUCACGUUAGCAUCAAAGCAACCGAUACAAAAGUACGAUAAAAGCGAAGAUGACAUAUAUUUCAGCCGCCCUUACACACCGAUUUCAUUCGACCAAGAGAAGGGCACAUUCGAUGUGCUGGUAAAGCUGGAUCCCGGCGGUCUAAUGAGCAGCUAUCUCGUAACCCUCACGGUUGGAUCGCGCACCGAGUGGAAGGGAGUUUAUGGAGAUUUUCUGUGGAAACGCAAUCAAUAUCGUAACGUUGUGGCAUUCGUGCAAGGUGUUGCCAUAGCACCGAUCUACAGCACGCUGAGAGCGAUUCUAGACGAUGACGAAGAUGAGACUCGCUUGAUGCUAUGCGCAUGCUUCCGGGACCUCCCGAAUGUGCUACUUCGCGAAGAACUACACUCACUAGCCGGAUUCUGGAACUUCAAAUAUAGCAUCUUCCUUUCCAGGCGUACCUGUGCAUGUCUGGCCAAGGAGCAAAACUGUGGCUGCCUAGCAAUGCGAUUGAGAUACAAUGAACCGAUCUACGAUCGACGAUUAGAGGUGGAAGAAAUCGAACGACUACUGGAGCGCCCAUUUUCGGAUGGGAAACAAUCACUGCUCGUAUUGCUGUGCGGUACGGAACCGUUUAAAGCGUUUAUCAAGUCUAGUCUACAGAGGAUGGAAAUAGAAAAUUGUUACACUUUUUAG